Messenger RNA from Coregonus sp. 'balchen', 1847 nucleotides. The record is from the annotation of a GenBank genome assembly. NCBI's taxonomy places the organism in Eukaryota, Metazoa, Chordata, Actinopteri, Salmoniformes, Salmonidae.
AUGGCAUCCAAGAUGAAGGAUCGCAAGGUAGGCGCUCCCCUUGUGCGCUCUGGGAUGGAAACCUACUCGGAAACCGAGGCAUUUUCUAGUCGUUAUUUUAAUAUUUAUUACAAUAAUUUACUUUGGUACUCAUAAUGUACCAUCAUUAUGUCUAUGUGUAGUCAAAGGCGAAAUUUGGGUCCAUGGAAAUCGAUCGGAUAGCCUACUAUGCUUUUGCGCGCUCUAGUGAAAACGUAACCAAUAUAGUACACAUUUGAGUUAGCAAAAACGACUAAAAUGUAGCUAAUAAAUUUAAAGAAGAAAAGUGGGUUAAGUUAUCACUGCAAUAGUAUAAUUUACUGUUCGAAGCCCAUGUGUGCCAUACUCCAUGGUUGUGUUUGAGCCUUGGCACCUGCCUUGGUCAAUGCGAUACUCGCUAGCGCUGUUGCGCUCUAGUGCACCAAAGUGCACCAAGGUUACCAGUAGGAUAGGCUAUGCGUCUCUUUGCCGUUCGGUUUCCAAGUAGUUUCGUCUUCAUUCUAGUUUCAAUCAGCUUUUUGUUCUAGGUUUCCAGAGCUGUACACUUUAGACCGGUCCUACGGUUGAUUAUGUUUGUUUGUCUAAUCAUUUGCGUUGUUAUUUUUCAACAGAGAACUCCCAUCUCCCAUAAAGUGAUAGAAAAAAGAAGACGGGACCGCAUCAACCGCUGCCUAAACGAACUGGGGAAAACCGUGCCAAUGGCGCGCGCGAAACAGGUAGCCUACAGUACAGUUGUAAAAUUAAAUAAUCUUAUUCACAAUUCCUAACCGAUAGCCUAAAUUAUCUUAUUCGUUUUAUAUUGGCUAAAUAUAUUUCUUACAUAUUGGCUAAAUAUAUUUAAAUAUAUUUCUUAUUUAGCCUACUCGUUGUAUUAAAUCCUUGCUAUGCGUGACAAAUAGCGUAGCCUACAUAAUGUCUGCCAUCUGUAGGGUAAUCUGUUUGAUUUAGUGUAUUUAAACGACUUAAUAUGCUUUAUCUAAUAACUUUUUUUUCUGAUGAUAGAACUCGGGAAAGCUGGAGAAGGCCGAGAUUCUGGAGAUGACAGUUCAGUAUCUACGAGCGCUCCACUCCGCAGACUUCCCCCGGGGCAGAGAAAAAGGUGCGUAUUCCUGUCCGCUCCAAAGCCCACGGACCCGGGGCUCUCACCCAGAGCGCAUCAGUAUCCGGUUCCACCUUCUUUCACUCCAUUCCGGCUGUCUCGUUGACAUAUUUAUCGUCGUAAUAUCAAUCAUCAUCACUGUAGUCUACAUCGUAAAUAUAUCCUCAUAUUUGAACGUAAUAGCCUAAAGAAUAGUGGAGUUUCGGUGUGUUUUCUAAUCGUCCCCUUCUUCGGAUUCCUUUCAGGUGAGCUACUGGGGGAGUUCGCCAACUACUUCCACUAUGGCUACCACGAGUGCAUGAAGAACCUGGUGCACUACCUGACCACCGAGGAGAGGGUCGAGACCAAAGACAUCAAGUAUGCAAGGAUCCUGGCCUUUCUUCAGUCCAAGUCCCGGGUUGUCACCGAGCCGGUGUUCGGCUCCCUUGGCGCGUUGCCAGACCAAGCAGAUUAUCUGUGCCAGUUGCACUCCUCCCCGGAGUCACACCAGAGCCACAGCCCCAGCGACUCCGUGUUUCAGCAGAGCCCACCCGGACACUUCUCUUGGCACAGCACGGCGCGCAGCCCGACCAUCUCGUACCCAACCGUGCCGCUUUCCGCGCCGACGCAACAGCACCACGGUGGCUACUUGUCACCAGUGCAAGGACUUGACCAUCACUACUUCAACUUUUUCAACGGCCACCCGCACGCGAAUGCGUUCAGUUUGCACAGUACGCAACACGCGUUGUAA